UCCCACUGUAUUGUUUUCAACGAGGACGAGUUCUACGCGAGUGCUGGGUGAAAAAGAAAAGAAAACGAAAAACUAAAUAUCAAAGAAAAGUUAAGCGACGAAAACAGUCAGAGCCGCAGCGAGCGCGGCAUUUGGUCUGCAUUUUUUUCUCAACACGCACAAGUGUACCCGCAGCAGGCAAACAUUUCAACAACACGAUUUGACCAAAUGUGGUAAAAAUAGCAAAAGCCAGCAGCAGCAGCAGCAGCCGCCGCCGCUCCAUCGACGUCGCCGUCGUCUUCGCUGUCGACGGCCCAAUAAAAACCCACACAGCAGUAGCAGCCGCAGCAGCAGCAGCAACAGCAAUAAAAGUAUCAAAAAAGUGGAGCAAAUAAUUUCAGUUACCAGGCGAAACGUGCAGCGCAACACGCGUGAAUAAAUCCAAAAAGUGCAAGUGCAGGCCGCCAAAGACGCACAUACACCCACCUACAUAUACAUACACACGCUCACACAUACAUCCGCAUACGUACAUAUAUCUAAACGACAGAGCGCAAUGUCACGACCACGUCCGCGCCUCCCACCCAUUGGCAUUCCGCGUGAGCCGGAACCGGCAUUUGUGCCACCACGUAAUCUGGACUCCCGGGCGACCAUACAAAUCGACGAUCAAACAUUCGACAUCGAUGCGGAUAGUUUGGAGAAGAUUUGUGAUUUAGGACGCGGCGCCUAUGGUAUCGUGGAGAAGAUGCGACACAGGCAGACGGGCACUGUGCUGGCCGUCAAGCGCAUCCCAAUGACAGUGAACUUCCGGGAACAGCAACGGCUGAUCAUGGAUCUGGAUAUAUCGAUGCGAUCCAGCGAUUGCCCCUAUACGGUCCACUUCUAUGGGGCCAUGUACCGGGAGGGCGAUGUCUGGAUCUGCAUGGAGGUGAUGAACACCAGUUUGGACAAAUUCUACCCGAAGGUCUUCAAAAAUCAGCUAACCAUGGAGGAGACGGUGCUCGGCAAAAUCGCGAUGAGCGUGGUUAGCGCCUUGCAUUAUCUGCAUGCCCAGCUGAAGGUCAUCCAUCGCGAUGUAAAGCCAUCAAAUAUAUUGAUCAAUCGCAGCGGCCAGGUGAAAAUAUGUGAUUUUGGCAUCUCAGGCUAUCUGGUCGAUUCGGUGGCAAAGACUAUAGACGCUGGCUGUAAGCCAUAUAUGGCACCGGAACGUAUUGAUCCGCAAGGUAAUCCAGCCCAAUACGAUAUACGUUCCGAUGUCUGGUCGCUGGGCAUCAGCAUGAUCGAAAUGGCCACCGGGCAAUAUCCCUAUAACAAAUGGCGAACGCCCUUUGAACAGUUGCGCCAGGUUGUUGAGGAUGAUCCGCCACGACUGACGGCCGGCACAUUCUCCGCAGAGUUCGAGGACUUUAUAGCGACGUGCUUGAAAAAGGAAUAUACGGCGAGACCCAAUUACGAGCAGCUGCUGCGGCACAGCUUUAUUGUGGAGCAUUUACAGCGCAACACGGAUAUAUCCGAGUUUGUGGCAAGAAUAUUAGAUCUGCCCGAUGAGCAGGCGUCGCAGUAGAGCGGCAAGCGCAGCUGGAGCAGGAGCAGGAGCUGGAGUAGGAGUAGGAGUACGCGUACGAGUAGAAGUAGGAGUAGGAGUAGAGCGUGCGGAGUUAAUCAAGGAUCAACAUGUCUUCUCUACUCAAUG
Molecule: messenger RNA, 1669 nt
Organism: Drosophila arizonae
Lineage: Eukaryota; Metazoa; Arthropoda; Insecta; Diptera; Drosophilidae
Gene: lic
Product: dual specificity mitogen-activated protein kinase kinase lic
Biological process (GO): protein phosphorylation; stress-activated MAPK cascade
Molecular function (GO): MAP kinase kinase activity; ATP binding
Source: RefSeq, a predicted model, not a curated record